CUAUAGUGGCAAAGGAACCUUCGGUGUAUGGCCCAUCUCGUGACUCAUGCACGAAUAAGUCUUGGACUGUUGGUACAAACAAAUGGACUUCUACGGGUACACCUUUGCUGUGAGUCAUCGCCCUAGACUUACGGUUGGUCGUUUUGUGUCCCCCCCAUUGGCACAAGAAACGUGUAACGAGCUGCGACACCAGUCAUGCAAUACGCUCGAAUAACUAUAAAUCAUUUAGUUUUGCUAAACUGAUUGAGUUGUGGCAAGGAGUGUGUGUGCCGAUGCCGACCAAAUGUUGCCAAUACUUCUUCCAAAUGGUAUAUAUUUCCUUCGUCUUUUAGCAAAGUUCCACGUCAUCUACACAGAUACACUGCCAGCAUUGGGAAGGUGACAGACAUAACAAUUGUGGAAAGCCAAAACCCAAAACAAACAAAACCAACCAACAUCGUUAUCUGGUGAAAUUCCAUGCCUAUCAUUCCAUCAACCGGUGUGGUGUAUUUUUAUCAUGCUGUCCAAUUCCGCUAUGAAGGCACCAUAGCAGCAAGAGCAAGGCCUAAACUCAAGAAGCAAAACAAAAAUGGUUGAUAUGCGCUUUCUGGAACAAUUCUUCCCCAAACUCACCCAGACUCACCAAAGGUUUCCCAGAUUGGAGGGAAAAAUCUCUUCCCGUGCUAGUACCGUUCGCUGUUGCGAGUUCGUGCCAGCAGACAAUCAGCUACCGAGCAAACGAGAAAAGAUACCUUCCCUACCGGUAUUGAGUACGCUCCAAUUUGUCGUGAAGACGGGAAAAGGAUUCCAUUUUGAUACGAAAUUUCCACGACCGGCUUGCGGCAAGCGGAAGUUAAAGCGCAGUUACAGCUAAAACCGGAGUGCAAUCAUUUGUGAUAUUAUUAUUUACUUAUUUAUUACUACCGAAACGUUUCCUGUGCAGUGUUUUGCCGUGCAAGUGUGUGAUAAAACAAACUGUGGUAGAAUAUUGCUUUCCAAUCCGUAAGGAAAGUGCUUUUUUUAUAAAACGAUCCAUCGAUUCAGUGUUGAGUGUAAAAUUUAUUCGCUCCAGUUUUUUUCGAGUAAUAUUUGCUCUGUAGACAAACGGUUUGCCGAAAAAGCCAUUCCGCAAACAUGGAGUUUCGCUUCAACAUGCAUCCCCUGUUCCGGUCGCGGAUUGUUCGGAUAAAUAAUUCGCUGUUACCAACCGGCUUCACCGCACAGUCCCGCCGUGUUGCACUUGAUGCUACGGCACAGAUAUCGGAGAUCAUUAAUGCCGUCGGUUCAAUGUCGGCUCAGGCACAGGGCCUUUCCGUACCGGUCACAACCGCUCAGAAGCUGCGCAACUCGGACCAUCACAUCUACCUGAUGUUUGAGUCAAACGACAAAACUGGUCUCGUCGUAGGCAUACUGAAGGUCGGCCGCAAGUCACUGUACGUGUUCGAUCCGUCCGGUGAGACGGUCAACGUGACGGCACCGUGUGUGCUGGACUUUUACGUGCACGAAUCGCGCCAACGCGGCGGUCUCGGCCGUGAACUGUUCGAGCAUAUGUUACGCGAGGAAAACAUACAGCCGGACGAGCUGGCCAUCGAUCGGCCGUCGGAGAAGUUGCUCGGUUUCCUGCAGAAGCAUUACGGACUGUCGAAGAAGAUUCCACAGAUGAACAACUUUGUCGUGUAUGAAGGUUUCUUUGCGAGCAAGUCCCACAACUCUUCCGAUAUCGAUGGACGUCGCAUGCACAUUACCGCUAGUCCUAACACGAAUCUGUUCGGGCCAACAUUUACAACGACGGAGGAAAGGCGUCGAUCCACCUCGCAGACACGAACCAACGUGGCACCGAUGCCCAUCAUUGCCCAGCCCCCUGUCGGUCGGUAUGCGGCCAAACGGCCAACGUGCAGCAUGGCACAGAUAAUUCACAACAGCCCAACAGCAGUAUCAACGGAACCGAACAGCACCGCUACUAACACGAAUGCAGCCGCUAAUGGGCACGCUAAUGGCAGCAACGGUCACGAGGAUGACGAUCAUCAGCACCGGUACGAGACGGAUUCGAUCGAUGGUGAGAUGGAGGGUGGUGGUGGUGAGAUAGACCAACGUUUGGCCGACGAGAUGCAACGCAUCGAACUGCAUCACCCGGUCGGAACCGGCCACGGUACCGGUGGUGGUGAGGAUGGUGAUGAUCCAACCGCACGCGCUACGCACGCACUGGAAGUAAAGUUUGCCGACGAGCAGCCGGAAAUGCUACCGUACGAGGACAUUCCCGAGCCCGGCCCUGACCCGGAUCCGUACGAUUUCCAUCCGCACCAUCUCGAGCUGCACGAUGACACGGACGGUGGCGGUUCCCACCGUGAACAUUCCUUAUCGCCUCAAUCUGUCAGCCAGCAGGCCACACCAGAACAUCCGUCGGGCGGUGGUGAUUACGGGAUGAUGGCCGGGAUAGGCAGCGGUCGCAAACCAGCCCGCUACACCAAGCAGCACACAGGCCUGAAGAACAUCUCGUUCGGUGUCGGGGCGGCCGUUAUGCCGAGCGGCAAGAUGGAGUUCGAUCAGGAGGAAAAUGAAGGCUUUGGCUCGGUAAAGAUAAACCGACCGAUCGGGAAAUCGGGAACGCGUGGCAGUCUGCAUGAUGAUAAUGAGUCAGUUUACUCGAAUGGUAGCCAGCAGGGUGGUGGCGGUGGUCACUUUGAUUUAAAGUUUUACCACAACAAGCUGUGGUAAGAAGGGAACAGUGACAGGGGAAGCCGAUCUUGCUGUGUGGUGCAGUUACCAAAGAAAAAUUUCGUACGGUCGAACAGGUCGAGCAGAACAGGUUUGAAUUUGCAGUAGAAUUUAGGAGAUCCUAAAAAAAAAAAUGGAAAAGAAGUAGUUAGAAUAGCUACUAACACGAUGGAAAGCUUGUUACAACAAACCAUACCAUACGUUAAUGGUGAAUCUUUUCCCCGCUUCAUAAUAAUGUUUCAUUGUAGGGCUUCCCAUCUUUACAGCGCGUUUUACCAUUGUUGUGUUUGUUGUUUGUUGUGUUUUGUUUUUGGUCGGUUUGCGACUCCUAUUGACAAAGUUUUGAUUUUGCAUACACUUCUCGUUAACCCCAGUAUCGUUAGUUCGCGUGCGUAUUUUGUGUGUGUUUUCGAUUUUGUUUUCUCCAUCUUUAGUGCUACUUCAAAACAAACUAGUUGCCCCUUUUGCUUUCGUUGCAGCAAUGUGCAGCAGGAUUUUCUGAAGGAUUACAUUAUUCAUUGAUUCGACCGUAAACCCAGGGAUGCUAAAAAGAAACCUGAAAGGCCGGAAAUGUGUGGGAAUUAAAAUGAAAACAGAAGAGAAUACAAACAAGGUUCGUACUUGCGAGUAAAACGUUACCUGCCGAGUGACCGAUUUAGAGCGUACUAAUCGGUACUAAAACAUCAUCAUAAUUUGCGGGAUAGUUCAUUCGUACAACAAAUCUUAAACAUACAAACAAAAAUAAAUCAGUCUUAGUGUAAUAUGCGUCUACAAACUUACAUCAAAAAAAUAGGGAUGAGAUGCAUUAGCAUACGUGUGAGUGGUAGAUCUCAUCCCAAUUCUCCCUUCGCGUGGUUCGAAUCAUUCCGAACAAGACAAACCGCGAUAGUUGUUAGACUGCUCAGAUUCGUGUAGAAAAUAUAAACAAGCCAGCAUAGAUGAACCACUGUCGCAUUCCACAGUCCCUGCCGCUUGAUUCCCCCCUUAUACAUUUCUCUCUAUUCUAUAACUAUGAAUGGACGUUUUGAAAAUAUAAACAAAACCAAAAGGAAAGAAAUGGUUAGAACAA
Anopheles funestus (African malaria mosquito) is the source of this 3763-nucleotide messenger RNA. RefSeq names its product alpha-tubulin N-acetyltransferase. The record is from RefSeq and is a predicted model, not a curated record. Bases 1114 to 2694 code for a protein of 526 amino acids. Lineage: Eukaryota; Metazoa; Arthropoda; Insecta; Diptera; Culicidae. The transcript has 8 exons. Gene Ontology annotation, biological process: alpha-tubulin acetylation. Gene Ontology annotation, cellular component: microtubule. Gene Ontology annotation, molecular function: tubulin N-acetyltransferase activity.